UUCAUUUCAAGUGCCCAUCACUAUUAUUAUAAAAUUUAAUAUAUUAUUAUCAAACCAAAACCAAAUUCAAAAUGCCUGCUGAAAUAGAAGAUCCACAAGUUCCGGCUAAGCCGAAAACUGAAUUGGAAGCAAUUCAGAUGCAAGCUAAUCAAGCAACGGAUGAAUCACUUGAAUCAACACGACGAAUGUUGGCUCUUUGUGAAGAGAGCAAAGAAGCCGGUAUCCGUACAUUGGUGGCAUUGGAUGAACAAGGUGAACAAUUGGAUCAUAUCGAAGAAGAUAUGGAUAAAAUAAAUACAGAUAUGCGUGAAGCGGAAAAAAAUUUAACCGGCAUGGAAAAAUGUUGCGGUAUCUGUGUAUGUCCUUGCAAUAAAUCAAAAGAAUUUAAAGAAGAUGCAAGCACAUGGAAAGCAUCAGAAGAUGGUAAAAUUGUUAGUGGCCAGCCUACACGUGUGGUUGAUGAACGUAAUGGUGGCGGACCGAUGACCACAUCAUAUAUAGCAAGGAUAACUAAAGAUGCACGUGAAGAUGAAAUGGAAGAAAAUAUGGGCCAAGUAACAACAAUGAUCGGUAAUCUAAGAAAUAUGGCCAUCGAUAUGGGUAGUGAAAUUUCAUCACAAAAUGCCCAAUUAGAUCGUAUUAAUCAGAAAGCGGAUUCAAAUAAAAUGCGUAUACAAGGAGCAAAUGAAAGGGCACAAAAAUUGCUUAAAUAGAAAAUUUACCCAUCAUCAUCAUCGCCAGAUUAUCAUUAUCAUCAAAGAAAAUUUGUUGUUGUUAUUGUUUUGAAAAAAAUUGUCGUUUGAAUCAUCAAUCGUUCGAGAUAAAACGACAAUCUGGUUGUGUGUCGCGCCAUUCAUUCAUUCAUUCAUUAUCAUCCAUCAUCAUCAUCCAUCAUCAUCAUCAUCAUCAUCAUCAUCAUCAUCAACAUUCCUUGAUAUUCAUUGAUUCAUUCAUUGUUUGUUUGUUGAAAAAAAAGAAAUCUCAAUCCAAUCACAAAACACACGUUAUUUAAUUUGAUAAUAAAUUUUCAAUACUUUUGCUGCUGGUUAAUGAUGAUGAUGAUGAUAUUCACUCGACGAUUGUAUUGGCUGCCUUUUUCCUGUUUUUGUGUGUGUACGUUUGUGCGUGUGUGUAUUUGUUUUCUUCUUCUUAUUAAAAAACCACCU
This is a messenger RNA of Dermatophagoides farinae (American house dust mite), 1166 nucleotides long. The record is from RefSeq and is a predicted model, not a curated record. Lineage: Eukaryota; Metazoa; Arthropoda; Arachnida; Sarcoptiformes; Pyroglyphidae.